This is a messenger RNA of Medicago truncatula (barrel medic), 3393 nucleotides long. Its product is annotated as probable LRR receptor-like serine/threonine-protein kinase At1g56130. The record is from RefSeq and is a predicted model, not a curated record. Gene Ontology annotation, biological process: protein phosphorylation. Gene Ontology annotation, molecular function: protein kinase activity; protein binding; ATP binding. The coding region runs from base 58 to 3207 and encodes 1049 amino acids. Gene Ontology annotation, cellular component: plasma membrane. The transcript is spliced from 24 exons. Lineage: Eukaryota; Viridiplantae; Streptophyta; Magnoliopsida; Fabales; Fabaceae.
UAUUAAUCUACAAAUUCUCAUGGACCAUGAUGAAAGAUUACUGUGUGAGGGUUCAUCAUGAAACAUUGUAUGUUGAGUUCUUCAUUUGUUAUUUCUCUCUGUGUCUUCAGCUUGAUUAACUUUGCACACUUUGAACAAGCACAAGCACAAACUCAAACUUCAAAUGCUACUACAGAUCCUUCUGAAGCAAGAGUUGUAAAUUCAAUAUUUAGCAAAUGGAAGAUAUCAGCAAAUCAAACUCAAUGGAACGUAACCGGUGAUAUAUGCAGUGGAGGAGCCAUCGAUACCGUCAUCGAUGACAACACUUAUAACCCUUUCAUCAAAUGCGAUUGUUCCUUUAACAAAAACACUACUUGCCGCAUCAUCGCACUGAAAGUUUAUGCAAUAGAUGUGAUUGGUGAAAUUCCAGCUGAGCUAUGGACUCUUACUUAUCUCACCAAUUUGAACCUUGGCCAGAAUUACUUGAACGGAUCUCUACCUCCGGCAGUUGGAAAUCUGACUCGUAUGCAAUACAUGUCCAUUGGCAUCAAUGCUUUAUCAGGAAAACUUCCAAAGGAAUUGGGAGAUCUAACUGAGUUGAUUGUAUUGGGUAUUGGGACUAAUAACUUCUCAGGAUCUCUGCCAUCUGAACUAGGGAAGCUGACAAAACUAGAACAACUCUACAUGGAUAGUUCUGGAAUCAGUGGUCCAAUUCCGCCCACAUUUGCAAGCCUUAAGAAUUUGGUGACAUUAUGGGCUUCAGACAAUGAACUCACAGGUAGAAUACCGGACUUCAUUGGAAAUUGGACUAAGCUUCAAUCCUUGAGGUUUCAGGGUAAUUCUUUUGAAAGUCCAAUUCCCUCGUCAUUGUCCAAUUUGACUUCUUUGACAGACAUAAAGAUAAGUGGUUUACUUAAUGGGAGCUCCUCAUUGGAUGUAAUAAGGAACAUGAAGUCCUUAACGAUCUUAGACUUGAGGUAUAACAAUAUUUCUGGUUCAAUUCCUUCCACCAUAGGAGAAUUUGAAAAUUUGACUUAUCUGGAUUUAAGCUUCAAUAGCCUCUCAGGACAAAUUCCUGGAUCGAUUUUCAAUUUGACUUCGCUCACUUCCUUGUUUCUUGGAAAUAACACAUUUAGUGGCACUCUCCCUCCGCAGAAAAGCUCAUCUCUUAUCAACAUAGACUUGUCAUACAAUGAUCUAUCAGGAAGCCUCCCCUCUUGGAUAAACGAACCAAAUUUACAACUGAACAUAGUUGCCAACAAUUUGACAAUAGGAAAUUCAAAUAUCAGUGGUUUGCCUAUUGGGCUUAACUGUCUUCAGAAAAAUUUUCCAUGCAAUCGUGGUGUUGGACGAUAUUCAGACUUUGCGAUCAAGUGUGGUGGUCCCCAACUAACUACAGAUGGAAUUGUGUAUGAAAAAGACAAUGAGACACUUGGUCCUGCUACUUACUUUGUUACUGAUACAAAUAGAUGGGCCGUUAGUAAUGUUGGAUUAUUUACCGGAAACCCCAAUCCUCUGUUCCAAAGUAUUGGCUCAAAUGAGUUCAACGGUACUGUGAAUUCGGAGCUUUUAGAACAUUUGAUCUGGACUUUACAACAAAGAGUUUUGUUACAAACUGCUCGUAUCUCUGCCUCAUCAUUAAGAUAUUAUGGUCUGGGGCUACAAAAUGGUUUUUACAACAUUACCCUCCAAUUUGCGGAAACAACUAUUCUGGAUUCUCCAACAUGGAAAAGCCUCGGGAGACGAAUCUUUGAUAUUUAUAUCCAGGGAACUCGUGUUUUGAAGGAUUUUGACAUACAAAAAGAAGCUGGAGGCGUCUCUUACAGUGCAGUUCAAAAGCAAUUUAGGUUUGAAGUUAAAGAAAACUAUCUCGAGGUCCAUCUUUUUUGGCCCGGAAAAGGGACUUGCUGCAUACCCGGCCAAGGUACUUAUGGGCCCUUGAUUCAAGCCAUCAGUGCUACCCCAGAUUUUGUACCUACUGUCAACAGUAAACCUCCCAGCAGCAAAAAGAAUAAAGUGGGUCUAAUCAUUGGAGUUGUUGUGGGGGUUGGAGCUGUUUGCUUCCUAGCAGUUUCUUCCAUUUUCUAUAUCCUUAGGAGAAGAAAACUCUAUAAUGACGAUGAUGCAGAUCUUGUAGGCAUUGAUACGAUGCCAAACACUUUCAGCUAUUAUGAGUUAAAAAAUGCUACAAGUGACUUCAAUCGUGACAAUAAACUUGGAGAGGGGGGUUUUGGACCUGUGUAUAAGGGGACUCUUAAUGAUGGAAGAUUUGUAGCUGUGAAACAAUUAUCUAUAGGAUCCCAUCAAGGAAAGAGCCAGUUUAUAGCUGAGAUUGCUACUAUAUCCGCUGUUCAACACCGAAAUCUUGUCAAAUUAUAUGGAUGUUGUAUUGAAGGGAAUAAAAGACUUCUUGUCUACGAGUAUUUAGAAAAUAAGAGUCUUGAUCAAGCAUUGUUUGGAAAUGUUUUAUUCCUUAAUUGGUCGACCCGUUAUGAUGUUUGUAUGGGUGUUGCAAGAGGAUUGACAUAUUUACACGAGGAGUCACGACUCCGAAUUGUGCACCGUGAUGUGAAAGCUAGUAAUAUUCUACUCGACUCUGAGCUUGUCCCAAAAUUAUCUGACUUUGGAUUGGCCAAAUUAUAUGAUGAUAAAAAAACGCAUAUCAGCACCCGUGUUGCAGGGACAAUUGGAUAUCUUGCACCGGAGUAUGCCAUGCGUGGACGACUCACCGAGAAAGCGGAUGUUUUUUCCUUUGGUGUUGUGGCUCUGGAGUUAGUUAGUGGGAGACCAAAUUCUGAUUCAAGUUUGGAAGAAGAUAAGAUGUAUCUUCUAGACUGGGCUUGGCAGCUUCAUGAAAGAAACUGUAUAAAUGAUCUGAUAGAUCCUAGACUAUCAGAAUUCAACAUGGAAGAAGUCGAACGCCUUGUGGGAAUAGGAUUGUUGUGCACUCAGACAUCACCAAAUUUACGACCAUCAAUGUCACGUGUAGUGGCAAUGCUUUUAGGAGAUAUUGAAGUGAGCACAGUAACAUCAAGGCCCGAAUACUGGACUGACUGGAAAUUUGGCGACGUGAGCAGCAUCAUGACUGACACUUCAGCAGAGGGAUUAGAUACAAGUAAUUACAAUUCAACAGCAAGUACAAGCAUAGUUAGUGGUGCAUAUAUUCAUUCACCAAAUGAUCCUUCUAAAUCCAUCCUUCAUGACAAUCUUAGAGAUGAUGGUUGGUAAAAAUUUGUGCAUUCUUUGGCGGUCUUCAUCAAGUGUACAAAAAAUGAUAAUGCACUCUGCUCCAACAUUUUUUUCCUCUUUUUUCUUUAUUUUUUUGUUAAUUUUUCUCCCUAUGUUGUGUUGUAUAUGCUACUUUGUAAUGUAAGUACGAGGGCAUCUAAUAUGGACCUCUAAAAAAUGUUCUAA